AUGGUCGCUGAUUCAUCCGACAACAACCCGAAGGGCAACGGCAGUGCGGAGAAGAAGAAGGAGAGCACCGCGGGCCAGUUUCUCCAUAUUGAAGAGCAGGGGGAGCAAGGAGGCGCUUCUGCCAAGGUUGGAGCAGAGCUGCACCCCCUGGACCAGGGGAGUGCAGCGCCGUUGGAGGGGUUGGAAGUGUCGGCCAGAUCUGGGGAGACGGAUUGGGCAACGGCACACCGACGCUUGGGGCAUGUGGCAAUGCUUUUGCUGAAGCAGCUGGAGAAAGAUGGAGCCGUUAAGGGCUUGAAGCUGAACGGACAGCCACCUGAUGAGAACUGUGAAAUUUGCCUGCUUUCAAAGUUCACCCGUUUCCCUUUCCAUAGUGUGGCUGGCAGGAGCAAGAAGCCUUUGGAGCUGGUCCACAUGGACUUGGUGGGGCCGCUGCCGGUGCAAGGGCACAAGGGGAGCGCUGACGAUUGGCUGCCAUUCGUGGAGAAGCAGGCGGAGUGUGUAGUGAAGCGGAUUAGGACAGACCGGGGUGGUGAGUUCCUUGGAGCUGAGAUGACGGCCUGGCUCAAGAAGCAGUGCAUCCAGAAGGAUCUGACCACGUCGUACACUCCACAGUCCAACGUCGCCCACGUCCCUAAGGCCUACUGCAGUAAGUUGGGGGCGAGUGCAAUCUGGUGUGUGCAUUUGGGGCUGGCUGCUGAGAGCAAGGGAUGGCUACUGUGGGAACCAUCCAAGGGUGUGCUGUUUGACAGCAGGGAUGUGAAGUUUGUUGAGGGCAUGAUGUAUGGGAGCUGGGAGAAACAGCCGGAGGCCCGGGUGUCCCAGCAGAUGGAGCAGAUCACCAUGCAGCUGGACCUGACUCCUAGUGUGUGGGAGGAGGGAGAGGAGGCAGCUGCAGAGGGUGGUGAUGGAGAGAAGGUGCAAGAGGCACCUGCUGGUGGAGGAGAUGAUGUGGAGACUAGUGGUAGCACUGGGGAAGCUGCUAGAUAUAAGGGAGGAGAGCAGCAGCAGGGCAAAGCUAAGGUGCCUAAGCUACCACAAAGGAGGAAGCUGAAGGGUGUCAUUAUGAAGGGAUGGGAGACACCCGUCUCUAGGCCAGGACGUACCCGUAUGGCCACUAUGAAGCUGACUGCAUCAGCUGGUGUAGCAGAGCAGCAGCUUGGGAAUGAGGAGGCAUUGCUGAUUCUACCGCAUGGCUAUGAUCCGGAUGAGGAUAAAUCUGCCUACUGUUUUCUUGCCCCUACACCAGAGGAACCAGCUAGCAUGGAGGAGGCACUAGCUAGACCAAAUAGGAAAAGUGUGCUGAGGAUCAAGACCGAUGACAAGGGGCAGGUCACCAUCUACAAGAGUAGGCUGGUGGAUAAGGGGUUUAUCCAAAAGGAGAAGCAGGACUUCAAUGAGAUCUUUGCUCCCACUGCCAAACCUCCUACCCUCCGUGUCUUGUUGGCAGAUGCAGCUGUUAGUGGAAAAUUCAUCAUUCAGAUGGAUAUAUCAACGGCAUUCCUCAACGGGAUUUUAGAGGAGGAGGUGUUCAUGACGCAGCCGCCUGGGUAUAAGGAUGAGGAAAUGGGAUUCAGGUGCAGCAGCUGUGAUGAGAGCCUCUUUCUCAAGGGGGAGGGGGAGGAGCAGGUACUGUUUCUGGUCCACGUGGACGACAUUCUUCUUUUUGGCAGCAGCAUGAAGGAGAUCCAGAAAGUGCAGCAGCAGCUGAGGGAAAACUUCAAGUGCAAGACCCUCCGGAAGGUAAAGUACUACCUCGGGAUGCACGUGGAAAGGGAUCCAGAUGACAGGAGGUUGAAGCUGUACCAGGAGAAGUUCAUCAAGGAGCUGGGGGAAAAGUAUGGGAUUGAGAAUGAGCGCAAGGAUGCAGCUCCCCUGCCAGAAGAAUUCAAGCUUGUGAAGGCUGCAGAAGAUGAAGGGCUGGCAAGGGUGGUGCAGAAUCCAUCAGAGGAGCAGGUGGAUGCAGCUGAGCGUGUGGUGAAGUACCUAAACUCUCACCCAAGCAUUGGAGUUCAAUACUCCGCAUCUGCACAGGUGAAGCAAAAAGGGGUUGAGGUGCUGAAAGAGAAGGGGGAGCGACUUGGAGAAGGCAAGAAGUUUCUCACUUGCUUUACCAAUGCUACGAGGGCUUCUCAGAAGCAUGAUUCCUCAUCUGUGGGAGGAUACAUCUUCGUAGUUGGGGGAGAACCUAAUGGUUGGAGGCUGUUAGACGAGAUUCGCCAGGAGCAGAAAGUUGCUACGCCGUUGUUUUGUGAUAGCAAGGGGGCUCUUGGGAUGGCCAAGAACGCUGUGCUUCAUGGGCUGAACAAGCACUUGCGUCUCAAGUGA
Molecule: messenger RNA, 2328 nt
Organism: Closterium sp. Yama58-4
Lineage: Eukaryota; Viridiplantae; Streptophyta; Zygnematophyceae; Desmidiales; Closteriaceae
Source: the annotation of a GenBank genome assembly